Jaminaea rosea is the source of this 2888-nucleotide messenger RNA. Its product is annotated as acyltransferase ChoActase/COT/CPT. Bases 383 to 2575 code for a protein of 730 amino acids. The transcript is spliced from 5 exons. Gene Ontology annotation, molecular function: acyltransferase activity. NCBI's taxonomy places the organism in Eukaryota, Fungi, Basidiomycota, Exobasidiomycetes, Microstromatales. The record is from RefSeq and is a predicted model, not a curated record.
CCCUUCUCUUGUCGUACGAGAGAGAGAGAAGGGAGAUGAUCGAUGCGCAGAAUGGAGAUCGAGCUCAGCACCUCGCUGCCUCGCAGCUUCUUCGACUGGAGAGCUUCGGGGGUCAGUCGAUAGGCUGCGAGCGAGGCGGAGUCCCCACAUUUCAUCUGACCCUCGCCUGGACUGCCACGUUUUGCCGGCUCUCGCUCGCCCUGCCUCGAGGUACUUUCACAAAGGACCCGGAUCGCCCGUUUGACCGGGCGACGUCGAGGUCCAAGCAAGCAACACCCAAACGUCGACGACUCCAUCGAUACCCUCGCAGCUAGCCGGUCGCAGUUGCCUUCUUCUCGUCUAUUCUACACUUGCUUUCGUCCUCUUUCAAGAAGCAGGGAGCAUGCUUCUCAGCACCACCACAACAGCAACGUCACGACGCCUUAGCCCCUUUGUUCCUCGCAGCACAGCAAGCUCUCCCGCCCUCUCUCGCUCGCUCAGCAGCACCCCACGCAGCAUGUUCGCCCUUACGCCCUAUCGUGGUGCUCCAGGCACUUCGCAGCCCAAGACGUUCUCCCGCCAAGGUGGACUGCCCCGCUUGCCCAUCCCGCAGAUCGACGCAACGACGGAACGCUACCUUAAGAGCAUCGAGCCCAUCCUGCUACAGAAGGAGGAGUUUGGCGAGCUCAAGGGAAGCAGCGCCAAGGAGGAGAUGGACAAGAGGAGAGAGUGGGCUAAAGAGCUCGCACAAGAGGGCGCAGUGGGUACCAGGCUGCAGCAUAGGCUGGUCGAUGUGGACAGGACCACGCCCAACAAUUGGCUUGAUGACCGCUACUGGCUAGUCAAAGCCUACCACGAAUGGCGCGUGCCCCUCCUCAUCAACUCGAACUGGUGGCUUAUGUUCCGAGCCGACCCUGGAUCUCCUCUUGCGAAGCUCGAGGACACGAAGGGACAGCAGAAACAGCCAGAAGACUGCGAUGUAGCCGGUCUCGAGGGAGUUGGGCUGGGCAAGCAGCAGUGGGAUCAGGCGCAGUGGGGAGUCAGAAGGGCUACUUGGCUCAUUUCCAGGUUCUUGCAGUUCAAGAGGAGAUUGGAUGACGAGGACAUCAUGCCAGACGCCUCACGAGCGGGUGCGUUCUGCAUGCAUCAGUACACUCGACUCUUCGGCAUCACCCGUAUCCCUGCGCUGCCCCAUGACUGGAAUACGGAGCCCCCGCACCCGACGACGGCCAAGCAUGUCACCGUAGCUGUGCGUGACAACUUCUACAGUCUGGAGGUCCUGAAUGAUGAUGGCAGCAUCAAGGAGCUCGACGACAUUGAAAAGGCCCUGUGGGACAUUGUCAACGACGCAAAGCAGUCGGAUGGCGCAGGCGUAGGCGUCCUCACCAGCGACGACCGUGACACCUGGGCUGUAGCCCGCGAGCAGCUCAUCCUCUCCUCGCCGGCAACGAACGCCGCCUCCCUCCGCUCCAUCGAGGACUCUCUGUUCGUUGUUUCCCUCGACUCGUCCAACCUCGGUACUCCCACCAACCACCCACCCCCGCCGCACCAGGCUUCACCCAUGAGCACUGAUGCCCAUGCACGUAACACGUCGGGCGCAGGGAGGUCAGGACACAACAGGUGGUUCGACAAGGCACUGACAAUCUCAGUCGAGCCGAAUGGACGGGCGGGAAUCAUGGGAGAGCAUUCGCCUUGCGAUGCGCUCAUUCCCUCCAUCGUUGCGGACUUCGCUGCGGCCGAGCCUUGCCCUGCGCCUGGGUCACCCUUCCCCGCAAUUGCUGGACGAAACAAGCAGGGAGGAAGCGUGCCUACUUGGAAGAAGCUCGAAUGGAAAAUCAACGAGUCCACCACUACGAGCAUCGCCUCAGCGGAGAGCAAAGCCAAGGAGCUCGCCAGCAACUCGGACAUUCGCAUGCUCUGGUUCGAUGAGUACGGCGCCGAAUGGAUGAAGAAGAUCGGCAAGCAAUCGCCCGAUGCGUUCAUCCAGCAGGCUCUCCAGCUAGCCUACGCCAAAAUCGCCGGCCGCCAGACCGCCACGUACGAGACUGCCUCGACACGCCUGUACAAACAUGGCCGUACCGACGUCAUCCGUUCGUUCAGCAGGGAAAGCUACGACUUUGUCAAGGCGGUUCGCGAUGGAAAAGGGUCGAAGGAGGUCUAUGAGCUUUUGAGCAAGGCCACGACGGCGCACAAUGCCCAGACGCGUGCGUCCUCCACGGGUGCGGGUAUUGAUCGCCACUUGACGGGCAUGAGGCUCGUAUACAACCCCUCAGUGGACGGGGAGAACAACAUGCCCUCCCUUCUGACCGACCCGCUCUUCGCUGAGUCCCAAACGUGGAAGCUCUCAACCUCUGGCCUUUCUGCUGGUGACAGGUUUGCAGGGACCGGCUUCGGGUGCGGCUAUGAGGAUGGGUACGGGAUCAACUAUCUGGCUGGGGCUAGUCUGCUCAAGUUUGGGAUUGAGAGCAAGCACAGUGGCAAGCAGACGAGCACGACCGAAUUUGCGAAGGAGGUCGUUGAGGCGUUGCGCUUCAUGAGGGAGGUGUGCGAGAAGGAGGCGCCGAAGGACGAGGGGGCGGCGAAGGGGAAGUUGUAGACAGUCGCGAGAGAGACGAAUAGACGCCUUCGUGACUUUCGCUGCUCGAGUCGCAAACAUCAUGCGCAUGCGGCAGUAUUAUGAUAGGCUGUCAGCCUGAGCGCUGGAGAGCCGUGAGAUCCGGUCUCUCUUGCAAGCUCAGACCUAGCCUAUUGAAUAGAGUUGACCUCACCUAAGGCGAGACUUCGCCGACCCCACACUCGAAUUCAUUGGCCGGUAACGCGGAGACAACUGUUUACCGUAUAGUAGAAAUCGGCACCGCUUGCGCUGGCACGAUUAGGUUGUCUCGUAUGAGCUCGGAGACCUGAAUUUA